AUUUUGCAUAAAACCUGUGUACCCACGUUUUAUGCAGUCACAUCAAGGGGGAAAGCAUAGAUUUCCUUUGUCUUCGAUGUACCAACAGCCUCAUCCCGGUCAGCCGCAGUACCCCGGCCAGCAGCAACAGUACCCCGGCCAGCCGCAGCAGCAGUACGGCGCGCAACCCGGCUACCCGCCGCAGCAGCCCGGCUACCCGCCGCAGCAGCCCGGCUAUCCGCCGCAGCAACCGGGUUACCCACCGCAGCAGCCGUACGGUGCGCAGCCCGGGUACCCGCCGCAGCAAUACGCUCCUCAGUACGCGCCGCAGCAGUACCCGCCGCAGCAGCAGUACUACGCGAACCAAGGCCGCCAACUCUUCCAGACCGCGACCGCGCCCCAAGGCAUGUACCAACAGCCCGCGCAGCCCAUGUAUGUGGCGCAGCCGGGCGUCAUGUACGGUGGUCACAAGGUGAAGCACUACAAGUACAAGAACAAGGGCUUCAAGGGCUUCAAGGGUCAUAAAGGCUUCAAGGGCCACAAGGGCUUCUUUGGCGGCCGCCGCCACAAGGGCUUCAAGUUCUUCUAGGCUCUUAAUCGUCAAAUGUUGGUGUGACGCAUGCAAACA
Messenger RNA from Saprolegnia diclina VS20, 607 nucleotides. RefSeq lists its product as hypothetical. The record is from RefSeq and is a predicted model, not a curated record. The transcript has a single exon. NCBI's taxonomy places the organism in Eukaryota, Oomycota, Saprolegniomycetes, Saprolegniales, Saprolegniaceae. The coding region runs from base 32 to 568 and encodes 178 amino acids.